Cercospora beticola is the source of this 3497-nucleotide messenger RNA. RefSeq lists its product as uncharacterized. The record is from RefSeq and is a predicted model, not a curated record. Lineage: Eukaryota; Fungi; Ascomycota; Dothideomycetes; Mycosphaerellales; Mycosphaerellaceae.
CCUCGCCGGGCAUUCCAUUUGAGCAGCCAGCAGCACCACCACCGCUGCUCCUCGCAGUGUGCUGUCCGUCGCUCGCGCACGCGCUCUCGCUGCCGUCCACUCCUUUUUGAUUAUUGUUGUCGUUCUUUCGCGGUCGGGUACCCCCAGUGCUUUUGCUGUGCCUCUUGCUCUGCGAGCAAAGCCUUCUAUCUUAAUAAUCGUAUUUGCCAUUGGCACCUGUCGUCGCUCCUCGCAUCCCGCCGACUGUCCUCCUCCGCACGCAUCCUCGCUCGCACGUCCCGGACGUCGCUCUGCCACCACGGCGACCUUGGACGACGCAAUUUCGAUGUUGCGACAGACCUGUGGACGCCCAUUGUUGUACAAUUAACUUAUUCGACGUCGACAUCAAAGCCACCUUUGUCUCGAACUUCGCGAUAAUGACCGAGGUUGCGGCGUCAGGCUCCCGCGGAUAUUCGCAUGGCGUUGGAAACACCCUUUCUACUCCGAUGAUGGCUGCUGCCGCGCCAAAGAUUGAGAUGCAGCCGAACCCAGAGUUCUCUUUCCCAAGGCUUCCUCCACCUGGAGAUCACACCCUCAACCUGGAACCCCGAAGAACGAGCCAUGGGCGACCACUGUCCAUGAAUGUUGAUGUGAGGCCAGCGACUGCAGAUGCGCGUAACAGCCAUAAGAGGGCAGCAACACAGCAGUUGCCUACGUUCAAGUUCAAUGCCGGGGACGCCUCUGGCCUCCAAGCGGAACAGCUUCCUUCACAGCCUGUGGAACCAAAUGCCAUGACACCAUCACGGGGAGGACACAGGAGGAACCACAGUGAGCUCGUAGGCGGUGUUGGCCUGAACAGCGCGAUGAGCUCCAGCCCAACUAGGCCUUCUACCUUGGAUAAGCCCAAACGAGCGCACCAUUCGCAUCGACGAUCCGCAGCGAUAUCCUCACAUGAGAUUCAUAAACUUCUAGCUGCAGCCGAGCCCCAACCACGCUUAUCCAGCAGCCUGCCGAGCACCCCGCUCGACCACCCAUUCGCUCACCAACGCUCUGGGUCGAACGCUGCAGCGCUCCACGAUCCUUUUGGCCCUGCUUUGGAUAAUACCGCAUCCACUCGUCCUCCAUCCCGUCGCCAAGUUGGAUUCUCAGAGAAUGUGGAAUACAUUCCACGCCCUCUCUCGACAAUAUCUUCGGAAACAGAGAGCUCAUUGAACACCAUUCGAGGACACUCUGUUAACAACAGUAUAUCUUCAGUUCUGAGCAUGACUACCCCAAGUCCACCUGCUCCGCGAUCCCGCGCCAUUUCCCUCGAGACCACCUUGGAAGACGAGCCCGACUCGUCUCUGAAGUCGUCCAUCGAGACCGCCAGACGUGUAGAACGUGAGGGAGAAUGGCUCAAGCACGGAUCUCAAGCAAAGUUGGAGCGACCAUCAACCGCCUCCGAUGUCCUUUCCAAAUCUCUCACCUUCGCGGCGGACAACGUCGUGGCUAAGACGCGUUCACGGACAAGCAAGAAACACGCGGCUAGCCGCUCAUUGGGCUUCGACCGCCGUAAAAGCGAGCCAACCAUCGGCCUGCUUGCCAGCGAGCCAUCGCGUCUUUCGGCGCUCUCCCUUCAAGAGUCCACCUCGAAGCUGAGUGUGAACACUGACGAAGACGAGGCAGUUUCGGAGCGACGUUUCUCGACCCGAAAAAUCAAAGACUGGGCCGUGUCCAAGAUCGCUCGGAGAUCACGACCUCGCUCGGAAGUGCUUGCGCCAAAGCAGCCGAUGCAAUUCGAACCCGAAGCCCCCAGAUCCGUUGCCGAAACAGACCUUGAUGCCGUCUUCAGCAUGGACAAUGAUUCAGAUAUCGUGCACGACCGAUCUGUGCCCGCGCCGUCGCAGCUUGACGUUCCACAGUACAUUCAGCCAAUCCCUAUUCGCAACCGCGACAGUGAGGAGGGAGCCAUGCUGGACCUGGAUGAUGCUCUGAGUCGCCCAAAGACGCCGACUCAAGUAGGCAUGCGACGACGGAGGAUGCUCCAUAGCGACCGCGGAUUCUCCGACUUUAUCGGACCAGGUGCUCAUUACCAGCCGCGGGCGACUCAUCACCGGACUGCCAGCGCUCCCGUGCUCAUGGCUUUCGAUCAGUCCCGGUCUGGAACACCCCCGCAAACAACAUUGGCUGUGUUUGAUGAAGAGGAGGAAGAUCAGUCGCCAGAGUCGUCCGCACGACCAAGCAGCACGGUGUCGACUAGCGACGACGAGGGUUCUACGGAAGUUUCCGUCGUCGAUGCUGACCCGACAAUGACAAGUGCUGCGCAAGAGGCCAGCCUAGACGAAGGACUCGGAAUCCAGCGUAACGAGUGGGACCUCGAAACGCCACAUUAUACCACCUCAGCUUCCCGGCUGUCGACUCCUGCGAUUGAGCGUCGGGCGAGCUCCAUUAUUGAACAAACGAUAUUCGAGGAAACCAGCCCCGUCGAAUCCGUUGCCAUUGCCCAUGAUGCGGAAUCUUUUGAACAGAGCAUGGACUUGCGCGCGCACUCACUCACCAAGUCUUCCGAUAGCAGCGAGGCGCCAACGAUCAUGGCGGCGCCCAGUAGCUUCCUAUCGCUACCAGACGAUCCGCAUGCGUAUGCCACGCCCGAGACGUCAACUUCUUCCGCAUUCUCAUCGCCAGAUUUCACUCGUCGGCAAAACUCGUUUGAGGCUUCUCGUGUUGGUACAUCCGCAUCUUCCAUUGCGGACAACCGCACUAUGAGCUCAUGCACGACGGGUGAAGUGCAACAGGAUUACAGGAUGUCUGUGGAUGAUGUGCCGUCCCUCACAAGCUCACGUUCAACCAUGGUCAGUACUGCGCAUGCAAACUCAUCGCGACGCGAUGUCAGCGGACUGCGCACCCCGUCCUUGACCUCUGGCUCGCUUGAAUCCGCUGAGAGCCGACGACGAAAGCGCGCUAGCAUUCAGAGUCUGUCACAGCUGGUAGGCGGGCCAUUUGGACCUCGAUCACAAAACGUCGACGAGACUAGACCAUCAACAGCAGCAACGGAGACCAUUCUUUCACAGCCCAAGAAGAAGGAGCACCGUCUGAAGAAGCUGAUGUUCUGGAAGUCGAAACGACAGUUCAGCACUUCUACGGUUAUCUGAUUCAGCGCGGAUGCAUUACUUUCUACCAGCCGUCAUUUGGGAUUGUUGGGGGUUAUUUGUUUGGGACGGCGGCUUCCCACAAGGGAGACUGCCUUGAUGAGCGUUAUGCGAUGGGAUGAAUUACCAGCUUCACACACUGCAAGGUUGGGCACGAGGAAUAUUUUGCGGAGUUACGAAUGGAUAUGUAGAGGCAUGGACAAGGAGGACGACGCCAGUCAUGCGCUUUUGCAAUCGGAGCUACAUGUGACUGUAGACUUUUUGGACGUGGAUGAAGACCACUAUGAAUUAGCUCAUGGAAUGUAACGAGAACACAACAUGCAUGUGGCUUGCGGCUCAAAGCGGUAUUUCCAUCAUUCCAGAAAGACUAGACAUCUAAACAGUUGCCGC